Molecule: messenger RNA, 1332 nt
Organism: Cuscuta campestris
Lineage: Eukaryota; Viridiplantae; Streptophyta; Magnoliopsida; Solanales; Convolvulaceae
Source: the annotation of a GenBank genome assembly
GGAACUAAAAAAAAUUCUCGGAUAUGCAUUGCACAUCUUUUAUGAAGAUAUAGUUUCUUGAAAAUUUUACAGUGGAAAAAAGUUACUAAAAAUUUCGGAAACCCUAUGUAUAUAUAGUUAAUUGAAUAAAUUAUACACUUGUUAUGUAUCUGCUUGAAAUGUUUGACAUGCAUCUAUCUAUUAAAUCGGAUAAGAAAUCAAGAAAUCUUUUACCAUUUUAAAAUACGUUUUUUUUAAAAAUACAGAUUUCAUUUAUUAAGAGAUAUACUUAUGCUAAAUCGAAUUGAAAUACUUCACAUGCAUGGUUGUAUUCAAGCAGAUCUAAUAUUUUUCAUGCUUCUUAUGUUUAUAUAUUUUAUUUAUAAAUCGAAAAAAAUGAUAUCAUAUUUGAAAAUUUAAAAAUUCAUCAGAUCUGAGAUAAAAGGGGAGUAUUUACAUAAAAACAAUUAUGAACAAGAAUACCAUAUUAGAUCACUUUAGCCACUUCGAUCUGUCCUUUGUAGAAUGCUCCAUCUAUCUCCCUUCUCUCUCUCUCUAAUCGGCGAUCCAACGGAUUUCAAAAGAAAUCAGCGAUGUUUUUAUAAGAAUCAGUACGUGUGCGGCGGAGAGUGAUCCCAUGGGUGGUGGUGUCGUGCAGGUAGGGGAGGACACGCUUCAUGGCAGUGAGAUGAGUGCUGCAGGGGGCAUGAAGGUGGAGACACAGCUUCUGGACGGCAUAGGUGAGAUCCGGCUGUGUGAAAGUGGGCCUAGGGCCGAGAAGGCCAGGAUAGGGGCUGGGGUACGGUGUCUGCUAGGGCUGUCCAGGGGUGGAGCGGGGAUUCGAUCCAGAGCUUCGACCGCGACCGCGGUUGCGGUGACCGCCACGGCCACGGCCACUGCCGCUGCUGUGCUGGUGCUGUCCUCGACCGCCGCUGGUAUUGUGGGGACGCUGCUGGUGCUGUGGGCUGUGGAGGAUGGCGCUGGGGCUGCUGGCCGAGAGAAGGGCUAUGCCGGAGGAGUGGUCGUCGCUGCCCAGAUCUAUCCGUUAACGCUCGAUGAGAAGGAGUGCCGAGCGGGUUUGAAGGAACAUCGGGGCCGGCGUUUGAAACUGGAGGAAGGACGUUUGAUUCAGCAUAUCGUCCGGAAGCCCUCGGAGAACGUGCAGCACUAGUUGUUGUUCGGAGACUAGGGCAUCUACAUCGUCCAACCAAUCGGCCAAGUUUCAGAGAGCUUGGCAAUAGGCCGACAUGGAGAGCGACCCUUUCGUCGUCGUUCGGAAUUGGUGCUCCAAUUGCAUAGCCCGUGCAUGUUUGUUGUCAUGAAAUAGGGAGUGAAUAGAUUUCCAGAGUUCCG